GGCGGAAUAGCUGAUUGUGUGGUGGAUGUUGCGAAGUUGCUUACAUCUAAAUAUAGCAAUAUACCUGAUAGUGAAACAAUCAUUGGGCAGCUUUUUGAACUUCAGUACUGUUUAGGCACUGAUACUCAUUUAAACUACAACAUGGCUGAGAGUGAUCCUAAGUCGGUGCAGGACCUUACAAAUGUGGUCCAGACACUGCUGCAACAGAUGCAGGACAAGUUCCAGACCAUGUCAGACCAGAUCAUAGGGAGGAUCGAUGAGAUGAGUACACGUAUUGAUGACCUGGAGAAGAACAUUGCUGACCUGAUGACCCAGGCUGGAGUUGAAGAGAUUGAGGCAACACCCGAAAAGGCUAAAGAGGGUCAAGGCUCAUAAUGAAGGUUCCUAACAAAGUGUGAAGUGGGUCCUCUAUUUAGGAGCAGCAGACCUUUCCUUGAAUUCUAUUGAUAUGGUGUCAUUGUGUGAAAUGCUUUUUAUAUACUGAAUAUUGUGAUAAACGGUUACAGUUAUGUGAUGACCUGAAAAUUUGAGCGUUAUUUGUAAGCUAGCUAUAGUGUGAUAUUCCCUUUAGAAAGUAAAAUGCUAACAUGCAGGAAUGUAAUUUAAGGAUUUAGAGGUUCUUGCGCUGCCAUCAUAGAUUAUAAGUCAGUCCCACGAAGCAAUGGCUUGAUGGAGACUGUUUUGCCAUAGUCUGCACCGAGAAGUACAACCCGCAGGGCUAACUGGCUAGUAGAACCUCCAUCCCUGCCAGCAUGGGGAAUGGGCAACUUUAAUAUCUGCAGCCUGCAGUGUUUUACAUAAAGCAUUGUUACUACAAAGGUGUGGGAUGCAUUCCAGUUAUGAUUUCUUCUAUUAAAGUUAUUUAAUACAA
Messenger RNA from Monopterus albus (swamp eel), 871 nucleotides. It is a transcript of the gene hsbp1b, whose product is annotated as heat shock factor binding protein 1b. Gene Ontology annotation, biological process: cellular heat acclimation. Gene Ontology annotation, cellular component: nucleus; cytosol. Lineage: Eukaryota; Metazoa; Chordata; Actinopteri; Synbranchiformes; Synbranchidae. Gene Ontology annotation, molecular function: transcription corepressor activity. The coding region runs from base 142 to 375 and encodes 77 amino acids. The transcript has 4 exons. The record is from RefSeq and is a predicted model, not a curated record.